GAUCAAUCACCAUGACCAUACAGCCCGCCUGUCUCUCUACACCUCGCGUGCAAGAGGCGGAAAGCCAUCCUAUCCUAUCCUAUCCUAUUCAUUUUCUCCUUGACAGGCAAAUUAACACCUUUAUUUUCUUUGACGCACUUGUAUGUUGCCCCCAUUUCUUCACUCCAUUGAAUUUGGUGUUGUAUUUGUAUUCUUUUCCGACGGACUUGUGGCUGUAUGCUAUGAUGUAUAGUAUUGUUUACCUGCUCUGGGUGUAAACUAGUAGAGUAUUGUCUACGAUCCUGUCGAGCACAUCAUUUGAUGCAUGUAGUUGUUUCUUUUUAUUAAAAAGCUCGUCGAUACUCGAUAUUAUCGAUAACCUCUCUACCAGCGCUGAGCAGCUGCACCUCCAGGUGGACCACGUUUUGCUCUCGCGUCUUCCUGAACCGCGCUUGGUGAGCGUUGGCUACAACUUGUUGCCAAAAAUCAAAGCGUCGUUAAAGUGCUGACCAAAGGCCCAAACAGUCGUUGGCGACGUCUUGCUGACCGUCGUCGAGCACCUCCUCGUCCAGAGACAUUAUAUGUCUAGACGCACCUCGUCCUCCAGAACCACUUCUAUGCAAGAACGAGAACAACGAAGAGAGGACACUAUUUGUUGAAAACUUGAAGGAAGCUGUUCGUUGUAGAAAGAAGAAAAAAUGGCGAAGUGGAGUGGUAAGAAUAAGCUUGGCAACUUGAGGGAGGAUGAUGAGGAGUCUUCGCUUUUGUUGGCACGUGGAGAAGGGUCCUCCCCGUUUGGAAGGCCUAACCCUGGCGCUGGAGUUGGGAUAUCCAAAAUCAUGAAAGUCCUUUACGACAUAGAGGAGGAUUUGAAAGGGUACUUCUUCAUCUACUUGCGGUCGUUUAUUUAGGGCAGAGUAGUUUAUAGCACGCAUGGUGCAUGGAGUAGCAUGGAGUGCAGAGCUUUAAGGGGCGCAAGAAGCUCCUCCUUUUGCUCCAUGCUCCUCCAUGUGAUCCAUGCACUCCAUGCCAUCCGAGCUGUGAAACCUUAUAAAUUGCUCUGUUAUGGAAUCAUUCCACGAUAUGCGGUCGUUCAUUUAUGGAAUCAUUCCGCGAUAUUAUUACGUAGAAGACAAGGAGGAUUUGAAGUAUCUCAUAGUUCCGCAUUUUUCUGGGAUCUUGCGAUGAUCUCAGAAUGGGUCUGGUUUAUACUAUGAAAGGGUAUAGAUGAGGAUUUGAAAGGGUACAACGACAACUUGAUGGUUUGUCGUGUUUUCACGAUAUAGAAGAGGGCAAAUGCAUACACUCCUUUUGUGGAUGUUGAACUCCAAGACGUGACACCUUAUUCAUUACACAACUUAGUAGUUUGCCGAGCUUUAAUGCUUAUGUUGAUCUUCUCUUGUUUGAAAGGGCACUUCUACUUCAAGUAUGCUUUUGCUUCUGUGUGCUCCUUGCUGGAGAUGGCUCGAUUGUAUUUCCACCAGGUACCUCGAAGAUCUCGGAACAACGGCCCAUAAUAUAGACGUGCUGUCAACAGAAGUAAGAGCUGCGAUGACUAGUCAGGAACAGCAGGGCGCAGUGGAUAAAAUGAAGCUCCACAUGGAUCAAAGCAAAGGGUACUUCUCAAACUUGUUCUUCUCAAACUUGUUCGUUCAUCUUCAAUCUCCGUGCUCUCAUCUUGAUACCAGGAGCAAGAUGAAUCUCUACAACUCUUUUUCUCAUCUUGAUACCAGCAAGAUAAAUCUCUACAACUCUACUUUUUCUCCUCUUGAUACCAGCAAGAUAAAUCUCUACAUCUCUUUUUCUCCUCUUGAUACCAAGAUCAAGAUGAAUCUCUACAACUCUACUUUUUCUCCUGAACAGGUACAAUGCCAAAGUGAAAGCGUGCUUGGACGAUCUGGAAAACCUGAAUGGGAAGAAAUCGACUUCGCUGACGAAGCAAGAGAAGGAUUUUUGCGAUACACUGCUGAUGGAGAUGAGUCAGCUCUUCCACCAAAGAGUUAAGGCACUGCUGACGGCUCAAGGUACACACUCUACAGAGAAUCAGAAUGUCGUGAUAAGUAAUCUAGUACGACCAGUUGUUACAAGAAGCAAGAACUCCUUUUGUAGUAAGUCUUUGUUUCCUCUCUUAGUCUUACAAGAACACCCUCUCCCCUCCCCUCCCGCGACCACAGGUAACUUCGACACCGCUAUCAAAGGCAGACUGAAAAAGCAAUUGCAGACGAUGUAUCCGGAAGCAUCAAAACAAGAUGUGGAAGAACUUUUGGGCAAGAAUCAGAAGGAGUUGGAACAAAUGCUCCAGAAGGGACAUGCAGAAACAGAUGACGCUUCCGUAUUCUCUUUGUUUGACAUGCUGCUGGUGCAGCUGUAGUUCUAGUUGUAGACCUUCUUGAAAUGUUCUUGUUUGAUGUUCUUAGUAGUAGAAGAUGUCUUCUUCUGAUGGGAGGUGGACGACACAGACAAUCAUGAGAAAAAACCUGUUUUGGUAAUUUAAUAUUCUUUUUUAGCUUCUCAUCUGCCUCUUAGUCUUACUUCUUCUACAACUUGUUUCUCUUUCCAGCUGGUCCUCCAAACACAGAAACUCCCCCAAACAACUCCACUACAACAGCUUCGAGAGCAGUUGCAGAAUUUGCAAGGUGAUCACGAUGCGAUCAUGGAAUUAGAGCAGAAUGUGAUCGAGCUUGGCGAGCUCUUCAAUUACCUAUCUGCAUUAGUCGACAAGCAAACCGCAACGCUGAAAACUAUAGAAGAACACGUACUACUUACUUAUAAUAUACUUUCUUAGAGUUUUUUGUGAGGAUGAUCUUUUUCUUUGUGUUUGGGUAGCCGUUAGCAUUAGCUUUGUUGCGCGUGUGGUUGUGCAGCAGCAUGGUGGACUACAUCCUACAGGUAAAUUCAACGGAUCAUUUCGUGGGUGAAGGCGUGGUCAAGUUGGAGCAGGCAGAACAGCACCAAGCCAGUUACGAGUGGAAAAGACAAUGCUUGAAGAGCAUUUGCGUGACCGCAAUAAUAGUUGGAGUCGUGGUAGGUGGCGUGCUCCUAUAUAUCUGCGUCAUAAAGCCGCUCUGUAUAGACAAAGGACGAUAAAAAUACCUUUUUGUCAUUGUUGGUUGGUUUUUACUUCUUUUUGUAGAAGCACCAGCAUCGACAUGAUAGACUUAAAUUAAAAAAAGCUCCUAAAUAAGCCAGAAAAUCAUGACACGUGGUAAACGUUAACGUAUGGAUUUCCAAAGACUGACAUGUUUAGCAUAGCAUAACAUCAUCUCAUAAUAUUGAAUUAUUGUUGAAUACAUCAAGCUCAAACUCGAACAGGAGCAAGAGUGAGAAUAUUGAGAAUCAUUGUCGAAUACAUCAUCAGCAUCAACACACAGGGAAAACAUAAUAGAAAGAGUGAACAUGAACAUCAACUACAUUGGGAAACAUCUUCAAGUUCAAUAGUUGAAUCUAGACACAACUAAAUAUUGAAUCAGUGUUGAAAAAAUCAAACUUCACAAGGAAGUGCAACCUGUAACUUGUCCAUUGAAACGGAAAUCCGAGAACUCUGGACGGUCUCCACGCACGAACAUACCAAGUAGUAUUCAUGGAAGGAAGUUCAGGUUGUAUACUUCUAGCUGAUGCAAUUGAUUUUAUUGGGAAACUAUACAAACAUAGCUAUGACUUCUACUUGAAGGAAGCUGUUCGUUGUACAAGAGCUAUUGGGAAAAGACAUGAUAUCAAGAAAGAAUAUUCAAAGUUGUACAAGAAAGAAUAUGAACCUCGUUGGGAAAAAUGGGAAAUACGAAAGCAAAAUUGACGCAUUAGUAUCAUUCAAAAUCAAUGCUGG
Amoebophrya sp. A25 is the source of this 3802-nucleotide messenger RNA. NCBI's taxonomy places the organism in Eukaryota, Dinophyceae, Syndiniales, Amoebophryaceae. The record is from the annotation of a GenBank genome assembly.